GACCAUUCACUAAAACUAUUGAAAGGCUGGAGGGAAGUCAAUAUUCGACCAUAAGUUAUGUAUACCCUGCGAUUCAAAAAAUUAAGUCAAGAUUAAGUUGUUCUUUUGACCCUAUCAAUGAAAAUAAUGAUAGUCAAGAUGAAUUAGAGGAUGCAUUUGAUGAUCUACAAUUUGAAGAUGAGAAGGAAAAUGAUGAACCAAAAGCAAAGCAAAGAAUCAAAAUUAAUAAUCUAGUAAAUACGAUUGGAUUAAUUAAUGCAAUUAAAGGUAAACUUUAUCAUGCAAUAAAUGUCUAUUAUGAAGAUUUAGAGCUUGAUAAAGAAAAUUCCAAGUACUAUAUAACAAGCUUAUCUGUAAGAAAGGAAAGUAAGCUCUUACAAAAAAGGUUAAAAACAAAAUUAUAUGGUGAAAGCUUGUUUGGUAAAAGUUCGUUUGAUUCUUGUGGUUCUGGUAAUGGUGACGAAAUUGAUAGAUAUUUGGUAUUACAAGAAAUUUCUAAAGAUCAAAAUGCUUAA
This is a messenger RNA of Racocetra persica, 515 nucleotides long. The record is from the annotation of a GenBank genome assembly. Lineage: Eukaryota; Fungi; Glomeromycota; Glomeromycetes; Diversisporales; Gigasporaceae.